Messenger RNA from Pogona vitticeps (central bearded dragon), 2622 nucleotides. RefSeq names its product pellino E3 ubiquitin protein ligase 1 (gene PELI1). The record is from RefSeq and is a predicted model, not a curated record. Lineage: Eukaryota; Metazoa; Chordata; Lepidosauria; Squamata; Agamidae. Gene Ontology annotation, molecular function: protein binding; ubiquitin protein ligase activity. Gene Ontology annotation, biological process: regulation of Toll signaling pathway; protein K48-linked ubiquitination.
CUCUCUCUCUCUCGGUGUCUGUGUGGUGGUGGAGCGGCUGCUGCUGCUGACCCAGAGGGCUGGAGGCUUGCUUCAAGAGAGGCUGGUGGCUCGGAUUAUUGUCCUCCAUCCGCCUUGAUCCCAGGCACAAAAGAGGGCGAGCGGCUUCGGUUUCCCGGCCCCCGGGGGAGCCUCGUUCCCUCUCGCGUCGCCUCCAGCCGCCGGCGUCUUGUGCCGGAGCCAAUUUCGGGAUUAUUUAUACCGCCUCCCCCCCCUUCUGCCGCCGCUCUCGGUUUGCAUUUCUGUGAGGGUCGCUUCCCCCCCUCCGGUGAGGAUUGAUUGAUUUGAUUACCGUUCGGCGGGCAGCGUCGGAGGUUUUUUUCUGCCUGGCGGUGGGGGCUUCCAGCCAGAGGAAAUCGCAAUAGAGAGAAAACGCCACUUCAUUCGUGCUGGAAAAUAAUGACAAAAGAGUGCCAAGAUUCUUGAUCAGAAAAGUGGAAUUUGAGAUAAAGGAACUAACAAGGCCCAUGUUUUCGCCUGAUCAAGAAAAUCAUCCAUCAAAAGUACUAGUGAAAUAUGGGGAAUUGAUUGUAUUGGGGUACAAUGGCUCUCUGCCAAAUGGAGAUAGAGGAAGAAGAAAAAGCCGGUUUGCUUUAUUUAAAAGGCCCAAAGCAAAUGGGGUGAAACCUAGCACUGUGCAUAUAGCCUGUACACCUCAGGCAGCCAAGGCAAUAAGCAACAAGGACCAGCACAGUAUAUCCUACACUUUAUCUCGAGUUCAGACGGUGGUGGUUGAAUACACGCAUGACAGUAACACAGAUAUGUUUCAGAUUGGGCGAUCAACAGAGAGCCCUAUAGACUUUGUAGUGACAGAUACUGUUCCUGGAAGUCAGAGCAAUUCAGAGACUCAGUCUGUUCAGAGCACCAUCUCAAGAUUUGCCUGCCGGAUAAUAUGUGAACGAAAUCCUCCUUUCACAGCAAGAAUAUACGCUGCUGGCUUUGACUCAUCCAAAAACAUAUUUUUAGGGGAGAAGGCAGCCAAGUGGAAGACAUCUGAUGGGCAAAUGGAUGGCCUCACUACCAAUGGUGUUCUAGUCAUGCAUCCGCGCAAUGGAUUCACUGAAGACUCCAAGCCUGGGGUGUGGCGAGAGAUAUCGGUAUGUGGGAAUGUGUUCAGCCUCCGCGAAACAAGGUCUGCUCAGCAGAGAGGAAAGAUGGUUGAAAAUGAGACGAACCAACUUCAGGAUGGUUCACUGAUUGACCUUUGUGGAGCGACAUUGCUGUGGCGUACUGCAGAAGGACUUUCACGCACACCAACAGUGAAGCACCUGGAAGCUCUGAGGCAGGAAAUAAAUGCAGCCAGGCCUCAGUGUCCUGUGGGUUUUAACACAUUAGCCUUUCCUAGUAUGAAGAGGAAAGAUGUUGUAGAUGAAAAGCAACCCUGGGUGUACCUAAACUGUGGCCACGUCCAUGGCUACCAUAACUGGGGGAACAAAGAAGAGCGAGAUGGGAAGGAUCGAGAAUGCCCCAUGUGCCGAUCUGUCGGCCCCUAUGUGCCUCUCUGGCUUGGAUGUGAAGCUGGAUUUUAUGUGGAUGCUGGGCCUCCAACUCAUGCCUUCAGCCCAUGUGGACACGUGUGCUCUGAAAAGACAACGGCCUAUUGGUCCCAGAUCCCUCUUCCUCACGGUACCCACACUUUCCAUGCAGCCUGUCCAUUCUGCGCACAUCAGCUUUCUGGUGAGCAAGGCUACAUAAGACUUAUUUUCCAAGGACCUCUUGACUAACACAAAUGUGUACCCAAGGACUGCAUUUAAACUCAUAAGCUAAAGGAUUCUGAUUUCAAACAAACUGUUGUCUUAAAUCAACCAUGUUUCAUUCUCUGGGCUUUGACAGUUUUCUUUGAGACGAAGAAUACUUUUUGUUAUUAUUUCAGCGGUUAAAUUCCUCUGUAGAUAAUGGAAGACAUUUGGCUACACAGAAAAAAAAAAGUCCGAGGGUGGAUGGGUGGCACAGACUGAAGCUAGUUUGUAACCCAUCGUUUUUGGAGAUGGACAAAAGAAAAUUCUUUGCCUUCUAUGUAAUGUUUUGAAUAACAUGCCUUUAAUAUCUAAACAUUGUUUUUUUCUUAAGUAUCUAACUGAGGGUAAAAGUGAUCAGUUCAAAAGGACAUUAGUUUACAGCUUGGAUGCAAACAUUAUGUAAGAUAGAACAUGUAUAGUAACUCCUUUUUCUAUUUAUCUUUAUUAUGAAAUUAUCCUAGAUGACUUGGAUAGAGUAGCAUGAUAGUGGUGUGUUGCAUCCAUUAAUUGGAUGCGUAGAUUAGUUCUUGACCAGGAGGAAAAAAGGGAGGAAGGGGGAAAUGGUAGAGGAGUUUUCUUUAUUUUGUAAAACUUUAAAACAAUAUUGAAUUAAUAGAAGAGUAGAAAGUUUUUAAAUACAAUGAAAGCAAAUUACAUGGAUGUGCUUUUUCUAAAAAGUGCUUAAACAUAUGUCAGAUAAUCCAGAUAAACAUUUAGUUAUUUUUCUUGCUUUCUCUCUUUGUCUGGUAGAACUGUAACAGAUGAACUGGUCGCAUAACAUUUACCUGAUACUUGGAAUAUGCAAUUUACCCUCAAUGAAGUUCUUUUCUUCCUAUGUGUUAAA